Messenger RNA from Kickxella alabastrina, 827 nucleotides. RefSeq lists its product as uncharacterized. The record is from RefSeq and is a predicted model, not a curated record. NCBI's taxonomy places the organism in Eukaryota, Fungi, Kickxellomycota, Kickxellomycetes, Kickxellales, Kickxellaceae. The coding region runs from base 99 to 704 and encodes 201 amino acids. The transcript has a single exon.
CAUGGAUGUAUAAUGUAUAUUUAACUAUUUUAUAUUUGCUUUAAAAUUUAGUCUAAAGUUAUGCACGAUUUUCACUACAGCAUUUUAAAGUAUGCUACAUGGGAGACAUUUCUGAAACAUUCAAAAGGCGGAUCCACUCCGAUCAAUUGGCACCAUCGUAUGCAAACAGCAUGGUAUCCGCCGAAUACCUGGUCCACAGUCCUGCCGUUUCCCUCUCGGGCGCAAUCAACGCGAGCUUAUACAUGACAAACUCCUUUUUAAUUGGCAGGCCGCUCACAGGCAAAUGUAGGGUGAUGUCGCGCCCUCCGCGGAAUUGCGCAUCCCUCAGGCCAUCCACCUGCAUGGCCGGUGCCUUGUUGAGCACCCGCACCAGGGACCCAUCUUUGGUCGAGUACACGGCGGCGAUGAUUUCGGAAAAGUUCGGUGUAUCGAGCUUGUCCGACGGAAUAUUGAAGCUGACCCGGACCAGGUCUCCAGGACGCACGGAGGUGAUGCGCCGGUUGAGUGUCAGCUUGCCUGCGUCGUUGCUAAGCAGGGCGUCGAGGGUCGUGGGGACUUGGGAAAUUUCGGAUUCGGUCACGUCCUUGUUCAGAAGGUUCAUGGCAGUGACCAUAACGCCGAGGAACGCGGGUGCAAAAAGUAUCCUGGCAAGCUUCAUGGCUAUUUGUAUUUUGUGUUUUGUGUGUGCGUGUGCUUGUGUGUAAAAAAAACAAUAGAGACAGUGAUCAGGUUGAAAAAAAGAUGAAAAAUGUAAUGCCAAAAAAAGAUAUAUAUGGAUGAUUCAACUAUUCACAAAGGAAUAAAUAUUAUUACUAUUAUUAUUAUUA